This is a messenger RNA of Prorocentrum cordatum, 895 nucleotides long. NCBI's taxonomy places the organism in Eukaryota, Dinophyceae, Prorocentrales, Prorocentraceae. The record is from the annotation of a GenBank genome assembly.
CCUACUCGUGGCGGUGGCGGUGGAAGGCGAGCCCACCAGGAUGGGCCGCCGCUGGUGUCUGGCGAGGAGCUGCGGCGCCGCCUCUACGCCUCGGGCGGGCUGUGGGGGACGCGCCUGCACGUGGCGAUCCGGUGCGGCGAGGGCCCGCCCAGGUUUCGCCUCGCGUACAUGGCGAUGCGCAACCGGCUGGAGGUGGCCCGGCUGGUCCUGGAGGAGGCCGCUUGCCCCUACGAGCUGGAGGUCAUUGGCUUCGAGAACUGGCGGGACUUCAAGCAGCGGAUGCCGCACGGCAAGGUGCCCGUCCUCUACGAUUUCGACGGGGCGGGGAACGCGCUGGCCGAGGAGACCGCCAUCACGCAGUUUCUGGCGAAGCAGGUCGGCCUGGCGGGCAGGUCGGACGCGGAGGAGGCUGCCGCGAAUUCGCUGUACCAGCUCUACUGGUGCACCUUCCGGAACAACGGCGUGACGCACGACGGCGACCUGUAUUCCGCACCCAAGCUCCGAGAGUUCAAGGGGCAGAGCUGGCCGCACUACAAGGAGAUGCACCGCGUCAACAACUUCACGGCCGCCGAGCGCAGCCUCGCUGCGCUGGGCAUGUUCGAGGAGCGGCUGGCCGAGUCGGGGACCGGCUUCCUGGUCGGCGACGCGCCCACCUACGUGGACCUCGCGCUCUUCAACGACCUCUUCGAGCUCGCGGAGGAGGACAACGUGCCCGACUUCGCCGCCCGCUUCGGCCUCCCCCGGCUCGGGGCCUUCCUGCGGGCCUUCGAGGCCCGCCCCAGGAUCCGGGCCUACCUCGAGUCGCCGGGCCGCGUCCCGCGCUACUCCCGGGCCAGCCACCACUGGGGGAGCUGUGGUCCCUACCCCCCCUGGGGGACCCAUCGCUUUCGACACC